Messenger RNA from Cryptococcus deneoformans JEC21, 970 nucleotides. RefSeq lists its product as hypothetical. The record is from RefSeq and is a predicted model, not a curated record. Bases 154 to 855 code for a protein of 233 amino acids. NCBI's taxonomy places the organism in Eukaryota, Fungi, Basidiomycota, Tremellomycetes, Tremellales, Cryptococcaceae. The transcript has 7 exons.
GCUCGCUGCGAGCGAGGAUAAAGUAAUAAGAGGAGCGAUACAAAUAAUAAUAUUUGCUUGUUUUUCGCCUUUACUUUUCAAGGAUACGAUCCAAGUUAUCUCCACCAUCAACAGCAUUCCCACACAUAAGUGCGGAAAUAACGAACUCAGACCAUGGCGUCAACAUUACCACAGUACUACAAGAUUUUGGGUGUGGCACCUACUGCUACAGCGGACGAAAUCCGAACAGCAUAUAAGAAAGAAUCUUUGAGAAGUCAUCCUGACCGAUUACCUCAAACCGCGACUCCUCAGGAGCGUAGGAAAGCCACCGAGAGAUUCCAAGUUGUCUCAGACGCCUACUACGUUCUCUCGGACCCUGGGCGCAGAGCGGAAUACGAUGCUCUCUUCCGUUCUCGACCCUCCUCAGCCUUUACAGAAGACAACGCUUCAGAAUACGAACAGGCACAAGCGUCUGGAAACUUUUUCCAAAACUUCGCCCAAUUCUUCCAGAAUGCCAGCGCCAGUAAUGCAGCGGGUGACGAUACCAAAGAAAGCGCUGGAACUGGUGCGGGUACUGGCAGAAGACCUAAUGCCGAUAACGUCUUUGGCGACGUCUUUGAAGAGAUGCUGGCUCCCGAAGUGUCACAUGUGAGACCAUGGUGGUCAUGGGUCGGUGGCACAUCCGGUGCCGCAUUAGGUUACAUUGUGGCCAACGUCCCAGGGGCCGUGGCAGGUGGGUUUGCGGGGAAUAGGUUGGGAGCUAUUAGGGAUGCCAAAGGAAGAGCAGUUGGAGAGGUUUUCAAGGAUCUUGGUGGUGCACAGAAAGCAGAAAUCCUUCGAGCGCUGGCGUUCAAAGUUCUUGGAAGCAUGGGUUAGGGCUGUAUAUGUUAGAGCUGUAUCUUGAAGAUUAAUAGCGUUGUUUCGAGAGUAGUAGUAGGACCAGUUUUGUACUUUUGAUGUUCUACGUAGAUGUUCAUGCAAAUGCAAAUGG